Messenger RNA from Spodoptera litura, 612 nucleotides. Its product is annotated as ribonuclease kappa. Gene Ontology annotation, molecular function: RNA endonuclease activity. Gene Ontology annotation, biological process: nucleic acid metabolic process. NCBI's taxonomy places the organism in Eukaryota, Metazoa, Arthropoda, Insecta, Lepidoptera, Noctuidae. The record is from RefSeq and is a predicted model, not a curated record.
UUUAUGCAAGAUUUUAUAAAUAAGAGUUGUCUUUUGAUUUAUGCUUUACUGACAAACCCAAAGAGUUUAGUAAAUAUAGGGGAAGACAAACCUUUUGCAUGGCGCUGAUGGGCACUGACAGACUGCUGACCAAGCUGCUGACUUCUACAAAUGUCAACGAAUACGUCAAUGUAUCAACUGCGAGUUGAAUGGUUUUUUUUCUGAUUACCUGUAUAAUAAUAAUAUCAUAAUAUCUUAUUAGCCGCUUUUGCAAUGAGUUAUUUAUUUAGCUGUGGAGUUUGUUGUGGCUUGCUCAGCAUAUGGGGAUCGAUACAGCUGUUCUUCAUGGGAAUAUGUUAUCAUUUCGAAGUGGUCACGCUCUUAGAAGAUGUUGAAGAAGAAGAAUAUGAAGAUUAUGACGAUUUUAUUAGGAAAACUACAGCAAAUUACAAAAAAGUGGCGGUAAACUGUUGGGUUGCCUCAGUAAUAUACGUGAUCCUCAUCGGAGUGUCGUACUGGUGUAUAAGAAAAGCCAAAAAAUCUAUGAAGAUAGAAGCUUUGAAGUUAGAGGAUGACGAGUACGUGUGUACUCCUAAACCGCCUCAGAGGAAGAAACCAAGCAAAGUUAAAUAG